Messenger RNA from Haliotis rubra (blacklip abalone), 824 nucleotides. RefSeq names its product ADP-ribosylation factor 6-like. Gene Ontology annotation, cellular component: cytoplasm. Gene Ontology annotation, molecular function: GTP binding; GTPase activity. Gene Ontology annotation, biological process: intracellular protein transport; vesicle-mediated transport. NCBI's taxonomy places the organism in Eukaryota, Metazoa, Mollusca, Gastropoda, Lepetellida, Haliotidae. The record is from RefSeq and is a predicted model, not a curated record.
AUGGGCUGGUCACUAUCACGUCUUAUGAGGAUCCACCAUGAGUUUUCAUCGGCAAAAGCUCGUAUCCUGAUGCUUGGGUUGGAUGGGGCAGGUGUGACGUUCACUCAUGUGUGCGACGUGGGGGGUCAGCAGAAGAUCCGACAGCUGUGGAGACAAUACUACCCCAACACACAAAGUCUGAUCUAUGUGGUGGACAGCGCAGAUCGGCUGCGCAUGAAGGAAGCCUUGUCGGAGCUCCAUGGGAUCUUCAGUUCGCCAGAGAUGGCGGGGGUGCCGGUAGUGGUGAUAGCUAACAAGCAGGAUUUGCCGGGUGCCCUAAAGCCCCCCGAGGUUGCUGAGGAACUUGACAUCCGCGACCUCAAAAACCGCGCGCACAUACACGGCGCAUGCGCACCAAAUGGAGAAGGGCUGUUCGAGUCGGUGCGGGAAAUGUCACGUCUUGUGAAAUACGUACCGAAGAAAGGUCGAUGAUGAGUAUGGUCUCUCCACAAUGUCCAAUAUAACAAACCAGUCAAAACUGCCGAGGGGACAAUUAUGACGCACAUAGGGAACAGCUCUGCCCUCGGAAAUACGGCUUCAUUUACGUCUUGAUCUGACACAGAAGAUGACGUCCACAGCUCUACCGGGGCCUCUCCGGAUGUCCACCAUCCUGCAUGUAACUUCGCAUGACAGAGAUACUUGAUAUUGCUUGUUCCGGGUACUGUUAAGGCAGGCUAAAAUAUUGAAUCCAACUACACGUGAGUGAGCGAGUCAGUCAGUUAGUCAUUAUUGUUUUGUUGUUUGUUUGUAAAUGUUAUGUAAAUAUUGUUUGUAUUUUUUUCUUC